ACCAGAUCUGGCCCUCCUGACCUCCUCCCUCCCCUUCCUGCCCCUCACCAGCCAGCCUCUUGUCAAGUGAUCAGGCUGUCAACUAGCUUCUCUAGGCUAAGGUUUCAGGUCAGCUGGAGCAUAUAAGACCGGUGCCAAGGCAGAGACAGCAGAAACAACAGUAAAUGGCAAGGAGGAGCCAUCAGAUCCCUGCUGCCACCUCCUGGGAUGGAGUCCUAGGGAGCCCAGGUUCUUCCCCUGCCCUGGCUGGACUCACAGCCUCCCCACUGUACUGAAGUCUGGGUGCAGAGCAGUCUCUCUCCUUGGCCUCCUCUGGGCCCUGAAGGAACCCUGGAGAGCCUUCUGGGACCAUGGUGGGCCUGAAGCCUUCAGAGGUACCUCCCACGACCGCUGUGAAAUUCCUGGGGGCGGGCACAGCAGGCUGUUUUGCCGACCUCCUCACCUUUCCACUGGACACAGCCAAGGUCCGCCUGCAGAUCCAGGGGGAGAAUCAGGCGGCCCAGGCAGCCCGGCAAGUGCGAUACCAUGGCGUGCUGGGCACCAUCUUGACCAUGGUGCGCACCGAGGGCCCCCGCAGCCCCUACAAUGGGCUGGUCGCCGGCCUGCAGCGCCAGAUGAGUUUCGCUUCCAUCCGCAUUGGCCUCUACGACUCCGUCAAGCAGUUCUACACCCCCAAGGGGGCGGACCACACCAGCAUCACUACCCGGAUUUUGGCCGGCUGCACCACGGGGGCCAUGGCGGUAACCUGUGCCCAGCCCACGGAUGUGGUGAAGGUUCGAUUUCAGGCCAGCGUGCACCUCGGGCCUGGGAGUGACCGGAAAUACAGCGGGACUAUGGAUGCCUACAGAACCAUCGCCAGGGAAGAAGGGGUCAGGGGCCUGUGGAAAGGAACUUUGCCCAACAUCACAAGGAAUGCCAUCGUCAACUGUGCCGAGAUGGUGACCUAUGACAUCAUCAAAGAGAAGCUGCUGGACCAUCACCUGCUCACUGACAACUUCCCCUGCCACUUUGUCUCUGCCUUUGGAGCCGGCUUCUGUGCCACAGUGGUGGCCUCCCCAGUGGAUGUGGUGAAGACCCGGUAUAUGAACUCCCCCUCAGGCUGGUAUCGCAGCCCCCUGGACUGUAUGCUGAAGAUGGUGGCCCAGGAGGGCCCUUCCGCCUUCUACAAGGGAUUUACACCCUCCUUUUUGCGUCUGGGAACCUGGAAUGUGAUGAUGUUCGUAACCUAUGAGCAGCUGCAACGGGCCUUGAUGAAAGUCCAGAUGUUACGGGAAUCUCGGUUUUGAACAAGACAAGAGGGCCACUAGUACUUAACGUGUACAAAACCAGUUAAGAAUGGAAUAAA
Molecule: messenger RNA, 1345 nt
Organism: Carlito syrichta (Philippine tarsier)
Lineage: Eukaryota; Metazoa; Chordata; Mammalia; Primates; Tarsiidae
Gene: UCP3
Product: uncoupling protein 3
Exons: 7
Coding region: 351-1286 (311 amino acids)
Biological process (GO): mitochondrial transmembrane transport; mitochondrial transport; adaptive thermogenesis
Cellular component (GO): mitochondrial membrane
Molecular function (GO): oxidative phosphorylation uncoupler activity
Source: RefSeq, a predicted model, not a curated record